Molecule: messenger RNA, 3001 nt
Organism: Anarrhichthys ocellatus (wolf-eel)
Lineage: Eukaryota; Metazoa; Chordata; Actinopteri; Perciformes; Anarhichadidae
Gene: dnm1l
Product: dynamin 1-like
Exons: 20
Coding region: 116-2311 (731 amino acids)
Biological process (GO): peroxisome fission; intracellular distribution of mitochondria; endocytosis
Cellular component (GO): mitochondrion; microtubule; cytoplasm
Molecular function (GO): GTP binding; microtubule binding; GTPase activity
Source: RefSeq, a predicted model, not a curated record
GAGACGGCAGUUAGCAUUAGCCCAGAGAGACAUUGAAUGACUUUGUGGCGCUGUGCGGCAGGGUGAAGAAAGUUGUCUGUUUGUUUUGACAGGUCGGUGAUCAGUCUUUGAGCUCAUGGAGGCCCUCAUACCUGUCAUAAACAAACUGCAGGAUGUGUUCAACACGGUCGGAGCGGACAUCAUUCAACUGCCGCAGAUAGUUGUUGUGGGCACUCAGAGCAGUGGGAAGAGUUCUGUUUUAGAGAGCCUGGUUGGCAGGGACAUUCUGCCGCGUGGCACUGGCAUCGUCACACGCCGACCUCUUAUCCUGCAGCUCGUGCACAUCGAUUCAGAGGACUGCAGGAAAACCAGUGAAGAGAAUGAAUCCAAGAAAAAUGGACGCCUUUACAGAGGCAUCGACGGAGAGGAAUGGGGCAAAUUUCUCCACACCAAAAGCAAGAUCUACACAGACUUCGAGGAGAUCAGGCAAGAAGUUGAAGCAGAAACUGAAAGAAUUUCAGGCAAUAACAAGGGUAUAAGUGAUGAACCCAUUCACCUGAAAAUCUUCUCACCACACGUUGUGAACCUCACGUUGGUGGAUCUGCCUGGCAUUACAAAGGUGCCGGUGGGAGACCAGCCCAAAGAUAUAGAGCUCCAGAUCAAAGAUUUGAUCUUCAAGUACAUCUCCAACCCCAACUCCAUCAUCCUGGCUGUGACUGCUGCCAAUACAGACAUGGCAACAUCAGAGGCCCUUAAAGUAGCCCGAGAGUUUGACCCUGAUGGCAGGAGGACGCUAGCAGUGGUGACCAAGCUGGAUCUGAUGGAUGCUGGCACAGAUGCCAUGGAUGUAUUGAUGGGCAGGGUCAUUCCUGUCAAACUGGGCAUUAUUGGAGUCGUUAACAGGAGUCAGUUAGAUAUCAAUCAGAAGAAGUUGGUGGCAGAUGCCGCCCGUGAUGAAUACGCCUUCCUACAGAAGAAGUACCCCUCGCUUGCAAACAGAAAUGGAACCAAACAUCUGGCCAGAACAUUGAACAGGUUACUCAUGCACCACAUCAGAGACUGUCUUCCUGAGCUGAAGACGAGGAUCAACGUGCUGGCAUCUCAGUACCAGUCGUUACUCAAUGGUUACGGCGAGCCCGUCGACGACAAGAGCUCCACGCUGCUGCAGCUCAUCACCAAGUUUGCUGCAGAGUACUGCCACACCAUAGAGGGCACGGCCAAGUACAUAGAGACAACUGAGCUAUGUGGUGGAGCGAGGAUCUGUUAUAUAUUUCAUGAAACGUUUGGUCGCACAUUGGAGUCGGUAGAUCCUCUGGGCGGUCUGACGACCAUCGAUGUGCUCACAGCAAUCAGAAAUGCGACGGGCCCGAGGCCUGCUUUGUUCGUGCCCGAGGUUUCGUUUGAGUUGCUGGUGAAGCGGCAGGUGAAGCGCCUGGAGGAUCCCAGUCUGCGCUGCGUGGAGCUGGUUCACGAGGAGAUGCAGAGGAUUAUCCAGCACUGCAGCAACUACAGCACACAGGAGCUGCUGAGGUUUCCAAAGCUCCAUGAUGCCAUCGUAGAAGUGGUCACCUCGUUACUCAGAAAGAGGCUCCCAGUCACCAAUGAAAUGGUUCACAACCUGGUUGCCAUUGAGCUGGCCUAUAUCAACACCAAGCACCCGGACUUUGCCGAUGCCUGUGGCCUCAUGAACAAUAACAUAGAGGAGCAGAGACGCAACCGAAUGAGAGACCUGCCCUCUGCUGUGCCCAGAGACAAGUCCCUUAAAGGCCCAGGUGGUCAGUCUCUCUCUCCCACCGAGCCUCUUGCCCUCGAGGGCGAGACCGCCAAGGCUGCAGCAGGUGGCUCUCAGAGCGGCAACGUCGGCGAGCAGACGGACGGCGGGACGGGGAACUGGAGGGGCAUGUUGAAGAAGGGAGAGGACGGACCAGCUGGUGACAGAGCCAUGCUGCAGCACCCGCUCCCUGCAAGCCCACAAAGGGGCCACGCUGUCAACCUGCUCGAUGUGCCGGUACCAGUGUCCAGAAGGUUGUCUGCUCGAGAGCAGAGGGACUGCGAGGUCAUCGAGAGACUCAUCAAGUCAUACUUCCUUAUUGUACGGAAAAACAUCCAGGACAGUGUACCGAAGGCGGUGAUGCACUUCCUGGUGAACCAUGUGAAGGACUGCCUGCAGAGUGAGCUGGUGGGUCAGUUAUACAAGGCGGGCCUGCUGGACGACCUGCUGACAGAGUCCGAGGACAUGGCUCAGAGACGCAUGGAGGCCGCUGACAUGCUCAAGGCGUUGCAGAAAGCCAGCCAGGUGAUCGCAGAGAUCAGAGAAACCCAUCUGUGGUGAGGGCGGCCUCUCUUCAGCAGGCUCCGUUCAUCCCUCAUGGACCAUCCAAAAGCUCCUGCUGUGACUCCCAAGCUCCUCUGACUGCAGAGACGAACAAGUUGAAAAUGCACUGGUGUUGAUAUGUGUAUAUCGGAACAUAGUUUUAAUGUACAGUAAGGACUUGGAUUUAAUGAAGGGCCGUACAUAUCGGCUCCUCUCCAUCAGCAUCACACACGCGUGCUGCUGUCCUAGUUAUUAUAUUUUUCUCAUGUAAUUAAAACAAUUAGUAGAUAAUGUUGUGCAUCAGCACUAUGUGGAGCCUUGCUGAGGAAUCUCUGCUCUUAAAUUAAAUUUGAAUUAAAGCUGGAAAUGACAAAACUCAUGCUGCAACAUGUAGACGUUCUCUUUAUGUCUAUUUUAUUAGAUGUUGACAAAAUAAUGCGUCUACAGCUGAUUGUUUCCAAAGAAAUGCACUUCAUGUAGAUGUUUUACUGUUAAAACCAUUUGUGUUUAUAUGCAGAUAUGAAACUAUUCUACAUCACACCCACAUUUGUCCCUUUUGUUUACAUGUUCAACUAGAUCUAAUCACACUUGUAGAGGUUUUAAGUCCAUUGAAUGAGGGUUCUGGCUGCUGGAGUCUUUGUAUGAAUAUGUUAUGGUACUGUAUGCUGGACUUCAUUGCACAGAUAAAUCUGCAUUGUUUGAAAAGAG